AUGAAAGGCGAUGAUUCUGUUCAUGGAGAUGCAACGACUGACCUUCAGUCCCCUCGGGAAGAUGUUGUAACUAUGGCUAGUGACGGGGAUCAUAUGAUCCGUAAAAGCUUAAAGGACAGUAACAGUGAUGCCCCAAUCUUUGGGGAGUUGUUGGAUGCUGAGGUUACUGUUAACCCAAUGAAACUCCGCGAAGCCUCCCGCGCGGGGAUUCCCCCAUUGUACCGCAGUGCUGUGUACCGAUAUCUCUUAGGGGUCUCAUUUGUUGAUAAGUCACGUGAGAUGACGGUGGAACGCAUGCAAGAAAAGGAUUUCGAGCAACUUGAGGCAACUUUUGCUCAAAUUGUAGCAUGCGAUGAAAAGGGGGGGUCAACGCGGUGUCAUGCCUCGCAUGCACUCUUUGCAGCUAAUUGCGACACCAUGAUGACACGGAGGGAGAGCAAAUUUGUGAAUGGGUAUCGCUGCUCAGAUCGCUUCUCUACUUUUGGUUGCACGACGUGGCUCGCAGUUCUCGCCCGACUGAAGUAUAUGCCUCAGUUUGUUGGAAACCAUGAACGUCGUCAACGUAUUGAAUCCGCAUGGAGGGCUUUGUACGUCUGUCACUCGGAGGCAACGCCAGAUGAGGUAAACUACAUCUUUGAGCUUGCCAUUGCUUUCGAAGCAGUGUACAGUACUGCACGAGACAUAUAUUUUUCCGUAGAAUCAAUAUACCACUUGUUGACGCAUCAUAACAAUGUGCUUCAAAACAAGCAAUGCCUACAACACCACUGUGGUGUGUUUUUAAUGUUGUUUCGUGCUACAAACUUUGAGUUAUAUCGCCACUUCGUAACUGAAGGCGUUUCAGUACUUGAUUGGGUGCCGGGGAUACUUACGACACUGCUUGCUGGACGACUGCAUGUGGAGGAUUUGCUUCGGUUGUGGGAUGUGUACUUCGCGGAUGCUCAGAACUGCUUAGGUUUUCCGCUGCAUCCGUAUGUAUGUCUAGCCAUUCUGGCAGAGAUGACUGAGGUGCUGAUCGAAUGCGAGAAGUCGGGCAUUAUUGAACUUUUGCAAAAUAUGCCGCGCAUGAGAAUGGGGUGUAUCAUUCAGAGGGCUAUCGCGCUAAAGGAGUCGGUACUUUCACAAGGACUGCUUUAG
Messenger RNA from Trypanosoma brucei brucei TREU927, 1134 nucleotides. RefSeq lists its product as hypothetical. The record is from RefSeq and is a predicted model, not a curated record. Bases 1 to 1134 code for a protein of 377 amino acids. The transcript has a single exon. Lineage: Eukaryota; Euglenozoa; Kinetoplastea; Trypanosomatida; Trypanosomatidae. Gene Ontology annotation, molecular function: GTPase activator activity. Gene Ontology annotation, biological process: activation of GTPase activity; negative regulation of TOR signaling.